This is a messenger RNA of Dermacentor albipictus, 1401 nucleotides long. RefSeq lists its product as uncharacterized. Gene Ontology annotation, molecular function: metalloendopeptidase activity. Lineage: Eukaryota; Metazoa; Arthropoda; Arachnida; Ixodida; Ixodidae. Gene Ontology annotation, cellular component: plasma membrane. Gene Ontology annotation, biological process: protein processing. The record is from RefSeq and is a predicted model, not a curated record.
AUGACACUCAUUCAGACAGCACUUAUUUGGCGCAUAACAAUUGUUCUCUCGCACGCCCAGGUCUCUAAAUGGAGCAAGCUAUCGUGGCCAGCCAAAGUCGUCGUUGCCGUGGUGCCACUCUUGGUCCUCGCAAGCUUGGCGAUUGUAUUGUUCAUCGGUCUCAGCGAAAAGCAUGCAGUCACACAUGGCGGCUGCAAGAGCGAGGAGUGCCACCACUACGCCCGGCGGCUCCGAGAGUCGAUCAACGAGUCUGUGGAUCCGUGCGUGGACUUCUCGAGCUACGUGUGUGACGGUUGGCGCCGGAAUCACGAGUUCUCGGUGGCAGAGGAAGCCUUCACGUCGACGUUCGAUAGUAUGUCCAGCUUCGUGCGCGCCCUGGCUGUUCCCCCGCACGGCCAGUCUACCAUCGAACGUUCGGCGGCCUUCUACCGCAGCUGCAUCACCGUGCUUCGAGGGGAACGCGACGAGAUGCCACGAGUGAGGAGCGCCCUCGCCGCGGCAGGCAUAACGUGGCCCGUCGUUUACGAGGCGGCCAAGAACCUGCUGCACACGUUCCUCUACGUCCAUGUACAGCUCCGUUGGAAUGUCCUGUUCACUGUCGACGUCAUUACCAACGGGAACGAAGACUCCAUCACGCUGGACAUGCGACCCACUACAGAAACGGUUCCUAUCAAGAAACGCUUGCAGCUGUUGCAGAAACCGCAGAUGGCCAGAGAAUACUUCGACACCUUAGUCUUGGCAUUCGCAAAGGACGGCAAAAAGGAUGGUCGUCGUGUUAGUUUCGCAGAAACCCCCAACACCGAAUCGCUCGCUUUCUAUGUUCUCUACGCCAGUCUCUUAAACGGCACUUUAAAAUCGCAGCCGAUAGACACGGUCAUGUAUACAACAGUGCCGAAUCUCACGAAGGCUCGCUGGAAUCCCACGCUCCAUUAUCUCGGCAUCACUAAAAAGGUUUCAUUUCAAACCACCAACCCGACCUACGUGGUCAGCUUCCUUGCCUUAUGGGACCACCUUGGGGAGUUAAAGCUCCAUCUGUUUCUCUCCUGGUACACCAUCCAGACGGCGGCCCUGUACACCAACCAGCGAAUGAUCGCAAACUAUUACGGAAGCGUGAAAACGGCUCUCCUUUGGCAUAGCGCCUUUUGCUUCAGCAAGGCCUACCUGCUCUCGGGAACGGCUGCAUUCAACACAUCGAUAAACCACAUGUUGGAUGGUGCCACUAGAGCCGAGACUACAAAUGUGCUCUGGGGCUUUCGCAGUUCUUUCUUAAGUCAUUUUCAACAGUGGCCUUACAGUGACAACGACACUGUCGCCAAGAUGCUGACCGUUAGUGAGCGCGACUUCGCUGUCAGCGCAUUCGCCGUCUUCGACGAAAAUAACAGUGAGGAUGCCGGUUCGUAA